Fusarium poae is the source of this 1572-nucleotide messenger RNA. RefSeq lists its product as uncharacterized. The record is from RefSeq and is a predicted model, not a curated record. Lineage: Eukaryota; Fungi; Ascomycota; Sordariomycetes; Hypocreales; Nectriaceae. The transcript is spliced from 3 exons. Gene Ontology annotation, molecular function: zinc ion binding; DNA binding. Bases 1 to 1572 code for a protein of 523 amino acids. Gene Ontology annotation, biological process: DNA-templated transcription.
AUGUGUCUUGUUGUUCUACAAUACCUCCCAGAGCGGCCAGAGGCACAUAUGGUAUUCCAUGAUGAACCGGGUCACGAAUCAACAUCGUGGUCUCAUGCUGCUGUGUCAAAAAUCAUUACUUCUUUGCGGCAGCUCUUCCGCCAAUUCGAAGGUAGCGAGUCCUUUGACGAGGAGGUUGCUGAUAUUCUGUGCCGCAAUACCGCUCGACCAGUGCAAGAUACUUUUGACAAUUUCGAUGAGUGGAUAGCUCAGUUCUGUGGACAAAAUAUUCGAUGGGAAUCAAUAGGUCUGUUAUGGGCACAUGUUGAGGGCCUCUCGGAUGCUUUGUCGACGUUAAAGUACCGCCAACUCAAGUGGGUAGAGGGCAAGAAAUCUUCUGUCGUUUCACACGAGCAUUUGUACUAUAUCAUCGAAAUAUCACGCCAGUUUACAGCUGGGAACGAUAUGUUGCUCGAUCUCUGUCGUCGACAUGCCGCGCUUGCAACUCUGGUUUAUGGCGAUGCAAGCCCCGUGUAUUGGAAUGCACACAGCCUGUGUGUUUCAAUGCUACUUUUUCUUGGUCGUCACGCUCCAGAAACAUCCAAGUCUCAACGAAAGUCUGAAAAGAUUUCAUUCUGCACCGAAAAUAGGCGUUUUCUCUACUGCUACAUCUUUGCCAACGACAAGUCCAUGGUCUCAUUUACUGGCAGACCGCCACUCCUUAGUCGCCGUUACUGCUCAUCCCAGGCCCCCUUGGACUUGUCUGAUAGCUGCAUGAUAUCAAAAGAAUCAAUGACAGAGGAGUUGGAGGCUUUGGAUGAAUGGGGCUGGAAUACCAAGGGCGAGAUCCAUGCCAACAGCUAUAUACGGGCUCGCUUCUUGAAGUCCUAUCUUUUGGACGAGGUGAUAGAGAUUGCACUUGGUAAUGACACUCACGUUACGCUUGAUUAUCUUGAAGACACCAAGGCUCGAGUAAACCAGUUUUUCUUCGAGAUGCCAUCACAUUUGAUUUUUGACUACCAAAAUCUUGACGAACCGGAUCUUGAUAUAAAUGUUCUUUACUUGCGAAUCUUGCUCUAUCUGAGCCAUAAGAGGGAUAUCUUCGUGAUAGAACGGCUAUUGCUCCAGCAUGGGGCGAUCGAUGAUGGCUCCUUGCUGACAACCAGUUUUGAUUUAGUCAAAGUCACAGUUAUACUUUGGAUACACAAGAACAGAUUCGCCCCUAUGAGGCGAAAUUUUGAAUGGCUACUAGUUGCAUAUGCUGCUCCUGGGGGUGGUAUUCUGUGUCAAGAGUUACUUCGACCAACUUUCUUUGGUGUUCACUCUCUAAAUCCUGCUCUUUCAAGAUCGAGUAUCGUACAGCAACUCAGCAUGCUUGUCGCUUUCCUAAACUGGGUUGGUCCAGGCUCGCCAAACAGAGUGGUAUGCAGUGAUUGCGAGACUAUCAUCCAGCGAGUGCUUGAUGAGCACUUGAAUACUUCGCCGACAAACGAUGCGGGAUUGGAACCCUUGGGUCAAGGCUUUCCUCGUUCCCUAGGGUUCAAGUUUGAAUUGUUAAACACAUUCGAAUGGCUAAAUACUGUAGAGAGAUAG